AUGGCUGGAUUAUACAAUGCAUACCAGACUCCAUCAGCCAUAUUUAUGGGAAUUGCUUUUCAUGAAGUCAUCUCUGCGUUAUUUUUUAUUGCUACACGACGUAGACCACUUCAUACUGCCAUCGACCUCAUAGCGCUGGUCUCAUUGAUAGUUUGUGCUGGCCAGAUUUAUGUGCACACAUUAUUGAUUGAUCAGUCCAUUUCACCGGAAACCACUGUUGAAAACUGGGUCGAGUGGUUGGCUGCAUCUGGAUAUUUGCUGACGUUUUUGACAAGUACUGGCGUGCUUAUUUUGAUGGUUGCUCGACUUCGAGUAUUCCACAAAGGAACGCCUGUUUUUUGGAUUAUAACAGCUGGAAUAGUUGCCACGUUUUGCGUGUCAGCACUCACUGGUGCAUUUGGCAUAUUAUCGUAUCUUGAGCUCAUCAGAGGACAAGCUGUCAUUAUUUCAAAAAGUGCAUUACUUCAUUACUCUAGUCUGCUUUUUGCAAUCAAAUGCAUAUUUGAAGGUAUAAUAUCGGCAACUUCAUCACUCAUAUUUCUUUGGACAAUCAGUAAAGGCACUGGCGUGCACAGAUCCGAAUUCAUCAAGCAGUUGUUUUUAAAGUAUGAAGGGUUCCGUUUUGUCGUUAUUUUUGUCCUUAAUAUUACAAUGGCAGGGUUUGCUGUACAUUCAGCCUAUACGGGUGAGCCAUUUGUAGCCUAUACAGCCUGGUUCUUUUCUCCCAUGAUGUAUGGUUUAGAAAUCUACACGUUUUUACUGGUGAGUUUUGUUGCACCAUCAGAUAUACUAAGAGCAAGACACGAUUCGUCUAGUGAUGAUGGUUUGCAUGGAACUGCUGCUGAACAUGCUGGUUGUUGUGCUAUUGAUAUUACACCCAAAGCCAAGGUUGAAAUGGCCAUUCGUAAUAUGAUAAUGGGUCAAGAUAAAUAA
Batrachochytrium dendrobatidis JAM81 is the source of this 933-nucleotide messenger RNA. RefSeq lists its product as uncharacterized. The record is from RefSeq and is a predicted model, not a curated record. Lineage: Eukaryota; Fungi; Chytridiomycota; Chytridiomycetes; Rhizophydiales. Bases 1 to 933 code for a protein of 310 amino acids. The transcript is spliced from 3 exons.